CUAUUCACCCCCCCUCUAGACUUUGUAGCUCACCACUUUGGGACCACCAAUAGGUAUCAAAGCCUACUUCUCACCAUCUACCUCUAGAUUAACGAGAAGCGAUCAUAAUGGUGAACAAUAUGGAUCACGGUUUGCCCAAGUUUUCUCUUCUAGGCUAUGAUGAUUGGAAGAUCAUGAUGGAAGCACAUCUCUAUGCCCUACAUGAUUGCAUGUGGAUGGUGCUUGAAGAUGGACCCUUGAAGAUUCAAAUGGAGAAUCCAGAGAGGAAUCCAACAAAUCCAGAUGUAGUAAAGUAUAUUCCUAAGCCCAAGGAGAAAUGGGAUGAUAGAGAUUGCAAAAAGCACAAUCUGGAAAACAUCGCCAAGGCAGCCAUUUUGAAGACACUUGAUCCCAUCACCUUUUCAAAAAUCAAGCAUGUCAAGACUGCCAUGGAGAUAUGGCAAGGUCUUGGGAAGUUGUGUGAGGGAUCGGAGGACCUAAGAAAGCAGAAGAUAGAGGUUCUGCUUGAGAAGUUCAAAGGCUUCAAAAUUCUUCCCGAAGAAUCAUUUGACAUGAUGGAUGAAAGAUUCCACAAGAUUCUAAAUGAUCUUGCAUCACUUAACCACGUUCUUUCUCUCAAAGAAAAGAAUGUAAGGUUACUGAGGUCUCUUCCAGCUGAGUGGUACACCAAAGCCACAGCCAUGGAAGAAGGAAGAAAUCUGGAGAACUACAUUGUCCGAGGUCUCAUAGAUGAGCUCAGAACCUAUGAGCACGAGCUGAAGAAGAAGAAGGAAGAACAAGUCACUCCAUUUCCCACGGCACUGAUGACAACUCCCAGAGUCCCAGCAAGCGAAGAGACAUGCCCACGGAAAUGUGACACUCCUUCCUCCAGCCAGCCACCGAGUUCAAAGACGGAGAACUACGAAGAGGAGCUUGCAAUGAUGAUCAAGCAGUUUCGGAAUGACAAGGAUGAAGAGAUCAAUGAAGGAGAUAGAAUGAAGCCUACGGAGUUCAUUCCAUUCGGAAGUCUACCACUGAAGAAUUCACAAAGAAAUCCGGACAGUGCUGAGCCUACCGGAAAUCAUGGCCAGCCUUCCAACAUUCCGGAUCACUCACAUGGCGACCAUUCCGGAAAUGGCGAUCAAGAGCCAAUCCAUCCGGAAACACCAACAAACUCUGUUCUUCAACCGGAAGCUGAACUAGAUCAGCCAGUCAAUCCUAAUCAACACAAUCUUCAUUGGUUAAGGGAUCAUCCUCCUCAACAAGUCAUUGGAGAUAUUCAAUCAGACGUUCGCACAAAGAGUGCUCAACAGAAUCUAGAAGCCAUGCUUGCUUGUUUCAUUUCACAAGUGGAACCAAAGAGCAUUGUAGAAGCUCUAGCUGAUUCUGAUUGGAUCAACGCAAUGCAAGAAGAACUCAACCAAUUCACCAAAAAUGACAAAUUAGAAGCCAAAUGUUCUUCACCGGCGUUCUAUCAAACUUAUUUGGAGAUGAUUGCUGCACAGGAACUCUCCGAAUUCAUUCAUCUGAAAAUCGGCUUCAUGUAUGAAGACAAAGUUCUUGAAUUUUACAAGAAUGGGAAGAUCUCAACGAUUCAAUCCAAGAAGAACUCACAGAGGACAAUUCAAGUAAUUAAGUCCACUGUUGGAGGCACCAAGGUGAAGAUUUCUCAGAAGAAAUUGAUGAAAAAGCUCCAUCUUCCCAAUUCUAGAAUUGAAAUUGGGAGGCUCCCGUCCAAGAAUCUGGACUGGAAAACUAUUGGAAUUUCUGGACAAAUCCCCUCUGGCCCAGCAAAGAAGGCCGACUUGAAGAAUGACUAUAAAUUGGUCCUAGAGCUAGUCAUUACAUACCUAGAAUGUGGGAGUGGAGGACAUGCAGAUGACAUAACUCAAGAAAGAGCAUUCAUCAUCAACGCCCUUAUCACUAGAACCAAGGUGAAUUGGGCUAAACACUUUUUCAACUGUGUUUCAAAGCACUUAGAAAAGCCCAAGCAGAAAUAUCUCUGUGAAGGACUGUACGUUGGGUACAUUUUGGAAUCCUUGGGUGUUGCUUCUGAAGGCAAGAAGUAUGAUGCCAGAUAUUGGCUCUACUAUCUUUCAUCCAAAGGAGAAAUCAGAACAAGCCCUACUGCAGAAGAUGAAGGCUCUUCCGACAAUGUCCUAAUUGAGAAUGCAGCUACUCCCCAGCAAGAACAGAUUCAAACAGCAUCUGAAGAAAAGCUUCUACAAUCCCUCCAAUUUCAAGUCCAAGAGAUCCUCACAACAACUUGUGAGAUCUCCAGUCAGACUGGACCUGAAAUUCCGGAGAAAUUAUUAGAAGAUCUGGAGAAGUCCACUCCUCUAAAAACUACAGCAAAUGUAGCUCAAGAAAAACCAGUCGUUGAUGUCCAAAGAAGCUUUGAAGAAGCUGAAAGAGAAGCUCAAAUAGCUAGGCUGGAGGUCUCUGAAACUCCAGUGGCUAUCUUUGAGCAGCCAAUUGAAGAUGAAGUCAGAGAUUCCCUCUCUAGGGAUAUCUCAAAUUAUGGAAAUAAAGAAACAGAGGAAGAGUCAGUGAAGACCCUGAAGAUUAAUGAAGAAGAAGCUGAGCAAGGAGAUGAUGUUGAAUCUCUCUCUCUCUCUGCAACUCUUCCAUAAAGCACCUUCUUCAAAUCAGGUAACAAACUUUCACUUUCACAGCUCUUCAGCAACCACACCUCCGGAUGAGAUACCGGAAGCCUGGAUAAGGAAGGUCCAAGGGUUGAAUGAGUCAGCCCUGAAGUCUCAACAUGCCUCUUUUACGCAAGAGAUAGAGCAGAUGGAAACAACGCACAACCAAUUGAUGGAAAAAUCUGAAGAAAAGUAUUGCUCAAAU
This is a messenger RNA of Cuscuta campestris, 2829 nucleotides long. The record is from the annotation of a GenBank genome assembly. Lineage: Eukaryota; Viridiplantae; Streptophyta; Magnoliopsida; Solanales; Convolvulaceae.